This is a messenger RNA of Rhopalosiphum padi (bird cherry-oat aphid), 1179 nucleotides long. RefSeq names its product 52 kDa repressor of the inhibitor of the protein kinase-like. The transcript has 6 exons. Bases 1 to 1179 code for a protein of 392 amino acids. The record is from RefSeq and is a predicted model, not a curated record. Gene Ontology annotation, molecular function: protein dimerization activity. Lineage: Eukaryota; Metazoa; Arthropoda; Insecta; Hemiptera; Aphididae.
AUGAGUGGAAAAUACAAGGGAGUCCAAGCAAUAGUUAGAGCAGAAUAUCCUAAAGCCAUUUAUGUUCAUUGCGCUGCUCACACUUUAAAUUUAGCAGUUUCAAAUGCAUCAAAUAUUCAACCAAUUAGAAAUUGCCUUGGUAUUAUUGAGAAACUUUACGACUUUUUCAAUACUCCAAAACGCAACAAUAUGCUUUUAAAUUGUAUUGAAAAUGUAAAUGAAACACCAAAUGCAAAAUCAUUAAAGAGACUAUGUGCUACACGUUGGAUUCAAAGAUAUGAUGCAGUUAGUGAUUUUGUGGAGCUAUUUCCAUAUGUUAUCGAUGCUUUAUAUAAUAUUUCAAAUUGGCAUGACUCUUCAGCAACAGAUGCCUCAUUACUAUCUAAAUCAAUUGACUCGGAAUUUAUUAUAUCACUUCAAGUUGUAAAAUUGUUGUUUUCUUAUGGCUUACCUUUGUGUAAGCAAUUACAAAAAAUAAAAAUUGAUUUGAAAGAAGCUGUCGAACUUUCUAAUGAUACUGUUAAACAUUUAGAAUCAAUUAGAGCUAAUGCAGAAAAAGAGUUCCACAAACUAUUUGUACAGGCAGAAACUAUGGCUUUGGUAAUUGAUCUUGUGUUGGAUGUAAAAAGAAUCACCAAAAGACAAAAAAAUAGAGGAAACCCAUGUACAGAUAAUGCAAGAAAUUUAGAUAUUGAAGAAUACUAUCGAAUUACAAUUUUUAUUCCUUACCUAGAACUUUUUAUAAACGAGUUGACCGAACGAUUCUUAUCUCAUAAAUCUAUUUUUAAUGGAUUUGAAUGCUUAUUUUCUAAACAUGAGCUUACUACUAAAGAAGAAAAUGAAUUUACUGAAUUAAUUAAAUUUUAUUCUCCUAUGAUACAACGAUGUGAAAAAAUACCAAAUACCGGACUUGAAGCACUGGAUAUUUGUAACAAAGACAUAUAUCCCAAUAUUUAUGUUCUCCUAAAAGUGCUAUGCACUUUACCGGUAACAACAUCUUCACCUGAACGUAUGUUUUCUACUCUGAAAAGAGUGAAAACAUAUUUAAGAAACACAAUGUCUGAGAAUCUAUUAAAUGGCCUCGCUAUGUUGGCCAUUCAUAAAAAUAUAACAAUUGACCCGGAAGAAGUGAUUAACGAAUUAGCAUUAAAGCCACGUAGAGUGGAUCUCUUAUUGUGA